AUGGCUGACAAUCAAAUAUCUGGAAAAAUUCCAACAGAACUGGGAAAUCUUGUAAACUUGAUUUAUUUGUCCAUAGAGAACAACUACUUAACUGAAGUUAUUCCAGAGAGUUUUGCUAAGUUUCAAAACAUGCAAGAAUUGUAUUUAGGAAAAAACAAACUGUCGGGUACCAUUCCGGCGGCCUUUUUAGGAAAUCUCAGUCACUUGUCUGAGUUUGAUUUAUCAAACAAUUUGUUGAUUGGAGAGAUUCCCUCAACCAUUGAAAAUUGCAAAAAGUUGCAAAUAGUAGACUUUUCAAUGAACAACCUUAGUGGAGCUAUACCAACACAACUUCUUGGCAUUUCCUACUUAUCAAUACUACUCAACCUAUCACAUAACUCAUUUAGUGGUAAUUUGCCUCCUGAGGUGGGCAUGCUUAAAAACAUCGGGACACUUGAUAUAUCUGAGAAUCAUCUCUCUGGAGGCAUUCCCGAAAAUAUUGGAGAUUGCUCUAGCUUGGAGUACCUAUAUUUAGAGGGCAAUUCUUUAGAUGGAAUCAUACCAUCUUCUAUAGCUUCACUAAAAGGUCUUCUACAACUAGACCUAUCACGAUACAACUUGUUUGGUUCAAUUCCACAGGAAUUACAAAAUAAUUCUGUGUUAGAAUGGUUCAGUGCUUCUUUUAACAAGUUGGAGGGUGAGGUUCCCAUGCAUGGCGUUUUCCAAAAUGCUAAUAGAGUUUCAUUGACUGGCAAUGACAGGCUUUGCGGCGGGGUAGCAAAAUUGAAUCUACAGCGUUGCCCACCCAAAAGUUUGAAAAAGAGAAAACACCAUGUUGGCCGCAAAUUGAUCAUCAUCAUCAUCAUCUUCUCAAUUGCAUUUAUUCUUCUAUUGUCACUUGUCCUUACUAUCAUCAUCUAUCAGAUAAUGAGGAAAAGGCAGAGAAAAGCAUCCACUGAUUCAACAAUUGAGCAAUUUCCGAAGGUAUCAUACCAAGAGUUACACCAUGCCACAAAUGGGUUUUCGGUUCAGAACUUGAUAGGAACCGGAGGUAUAGGUUUUGUGUACAAAGGAAGACUUAAUUCAGAAGAAAGAGUUGUUGCUGUAAAGGUUCUAAACCUUCAGAAGAAAGGAGCUCAUAAAAGUUUCCUUGCCGAAUGUAAUGCUUUUAGAAAUAUCAGGCAUAGAAAUCUAGUCAAGAUUAUCACAUGUUGCUCUAGUGUGGAUCACAAAGGUGACGACUUUAAGGCAAUAGUUUAUGAAUACAUGAAAAAUGGGAGCUUAGAGGAAUGGUUGCAUCAAAAUGCAGAACAACAAAGAACACUGAAAUUCGAAAAAAGAUUAGAAACUGUUAAUGGAAUUGCUUAUGCAUUACACUAUCUUCACUAUGAGUGUGAGAAGCCUAUUGUUCAUUGUGAUUUAAAACCAAGCAAUGUCCUUCUUGACGAUGACAUGGUUGCUCAUGUGAGUGAUUUUGGCUUAGCCAGACUUGUUUCAACAAUUGAUGGCAAAUCCAAUAUUCAAACCAGCUCAAUGGGAAUAAAGGGGACUAUAGGUUAUACUCCUCCAGAGUAUGGAAUGGAUUCUCAAUUGUCAACAGAAGGCGACAUGUACAGCUUUGGGACUCUUCUUAUGGAGAUGUUCACCGGGAGAAGACCAACUGAUGCAAUGUUUAAAGAUGGACACAACCUCCAUAACUAUGUGAAAAUUGCAUUUCCAAAUAACAUUUUGGAGAUUGUUGAUGCAACUCUCUUCUCAGAGGAAAAUGACCAUCUUGCAGUUACAACAGAUGUUGCAAGUGAUUUGCGUCCUAAUGUUGAGAGGUGCUUAUCUUCUUUAUUUAAGAUAGGAUUAUCUUGUUCAGUGGAGUCUCCAAGAGAAAGAACCAAUAUCAAGGCAGUCAUUGCGGAACUCAAUAUAAUUUCAAAAGCUUUGGCUGAUUAAGC
Molecule: messenger RNA, 1925 nt
Organism: Medicago truncatula (barrel medic)
Lineage: Eukaryota; Viridiplantae; Streptophyta; Magnoliopsida; Fabales; Fabaceae
Product: probable LRR receptor-like serine/threonine-protein kinase At3g47570
Exons: 2
Coding region: 1-1923 (640 amino acids)
Biological process (GO): protein phosphorylation
Molecular function (GO): protein binding; ATP binding; protein kinase activity
Source: RefSeq, a predicted model, not a curated record